AUGUUUAACAUAAAUUUGCUUUCAACGCCUUCUUCUAGAGAACCUUCUCCUCAAGGCGACUCGUCCCCAACGUCUUCUGUAAAAUGUAAGAGGGAUAGAGACACUUUUUCCAGCUCACAGAACGAAUUCGACGGCAAAGUGUUUGGAGUUUCUUUGGAAGAUUCCCUGCGAGUCGCCCACGAAGAGGUGGCCAUCGAACAAAACAUUCACGAAUCUGAGUUCAUUCCGAUAUUAAUAGCGAAAAACGGGCAAUAUUUGAAAGAAAAUGCAUUAGACACAAUCGGGAUUUUCCGUAUCGCAGGUAGCAAUAAACGUGUUAAAGAACUGCAAAGUAUAUAUUCCAAACCAUCUGAUUUCGGCCGAAAUUUUGAAGGCUGGAGUGAUUUCAAUGUCCACGAUAUCGCAACUGUAUUAAAAAGAUACCUGAACGCAUUAAGUGAACCUUUAGUUCCAUUAGCAUUAUACGAUGUCUUCAGAAAUCCAAUUCUGCAAAACCCCCAAAUAGACGAAGGGAAGAAAGAAAUCAUCGAGGACUACAAAGACAUCUACAUGCUCUUACCACAACCAAACAGACACCUAAUACUAUAUUUAGUUGGGUUGCUGAGUUUGUUUGCGAAAAACGAAAAGAAAAACUUAAUGCCUGCAAGCAAUUUAGCGGCCAUUGUUCAGCCAUCAAUACUUUCUCAUCCCAAACACGAAAUGGACCCAAGGGAGUAUGAAGUCUCCAGGAUGGUCAUCGAGUUCCUCAUCACGCACGCUUCCGACAUAAUACCAAAUGAAGCAAAGUCAAACAAAAACGCCAGCCCCAAUUCAGGAAUGGUGGCGAAGUUUAGCAACGUAGUUGUUCCUGAAAUGGCCAUUGACUCCGAUGACGAAGAGCCCCCAAUGCCUUCAAUAGAUAACCACAUGCUGCCGAAGUCACGUGCGCACUCCGACUCGAACAAUUUCAUCCUGCAGCCUGCCGUAUCCUGCAGCCCCACCGACCUCGACAAGAACGGCCUCUCUGUACCAAGAACAUACAAGGGAAGAACCCUGAGUGCAGAAUCCCUUUCGCCCAAACUCGGCAAAUUGCUUGGCGGCCGCAGCAGCAAUAACGACCCCAGGGAGAGGAGUCCCAGAAGCGAAAACAAGACCAAGAACAAACAGCAUAGGCAGUCGUGGUUAAGAAGACUCACCAGCCCUUCUAGAACGGUCCCUUAG
This is a messenger RNA of Saccharomyces eubayanus, 1200 nucleotides long. It is a transcript of the gene BAG7, whose product is annotated as GTPase-activating protein BAG7. Gene Ontology annotation, cellular component: cell cortex. The transcript has a single exon. Lineage: Eukaryota; Fungi; Ascomycota; Saccharomycetes; Saccharomycetales; Saccharomycetaceae. The record is from RefSeq and is a predicted model, not a curated record. Bases 1 to 1200 code for a protein of 399 amino acids. Gene Ontology annotation, biological process: signal transduction; regulation of fungal-type cell wall organization; activation of GTPase activity. Gene Ontology annotation, molecular function: GTPase activator activity.